Motacilla alba alba is the source of this 7453-nucleotide messenger RNA. Its product is annotated as solute carrier family 12 member 7-like. Gene Ontology annotation, cellular component: membrane. The coding region runs from base 3288 to 6590 and encodes 1100 amino acids. Gene Ontology annotation, molecular function: potassium:chloride symporter activity. The record is from RefSeq and is a predicted model, not a curated record. Gene Ontology annotation, biological process: chemical synaptic transmission; potassium ion import across plasma membrane; chloride ion homeostasis. NCBI's taxonomy places the organism in Eukaryota, Metazoa, Chordata, Aves, Passeriformes, Motacillidae. The transcript has 26 exons.
GGGUUUGCUUCCUUUUUCCUGCGCUUGACCAUCAGACGCUUCACUAGUCUGGUUCAGCGUGCUAAACUGUGAGUAAACUAAACUGCUGCAGAGGUAAAAAUCAUGCUUCCCGUGUUUUUGGGUUGAGGUGAGUACUGCAGAAAGUGAGAAUGGCUAGGGUUGUGUCAAGGUGAGAGGUGGGUGUCCUGGUUAAGGGCAAAUUUGGGAGAGAACCGCCCCAAAGAGGCUCCUCUAGAAAAGCAGAUUCAAUUGCACCCCGCCCCCCCCCCCGACCCCCCCAACUGGUUUGGGAGAAAAACCUCCUUGGAGAAAAGUGGAAAAAACUGUAUUAAACAAUAAAACCUAAACAAUAUUAAACAAUAAAACCUCUUGCUGCUCCAAAGAAGGUGACAAAUUCUGAAAAAGUCCCCUCCCCGAGUUGCAGCUUGGCUCACUCAGUCUCUUAUCUGUCCCUCUGGUGCUGGAAAUGCCCGGCCCAGGGCUGGCCCUGUGAGCCACAGGUGUGAGCUGCCGGUGCUCUGCUGGGUGUUCGGUCCAGAGCAGGUUUAAACAGGUCCAAAGAAAAGGGAAAAAACCACAGUCCAGGGAACUCCUCUGCCUCAGCUAGCUAAAACUAACUAAAACAAAGGAGAGCUAUGUCCCACUGUCUGUCCAUCUGCAGACAACACAGUCCAGGAGCAGGAAUGUGGAGGAGUGAGAGCAGUGUCUGAAAACAAGCUGCGUGCUUCUUCUCUCCCCGCUCCACUCUCUGGAACAAGUCUUAAAGGUGCAAAACUUAUUAUUCACCAUAAACAGAACAGGACGAUUUGGGAUAAAAGCAUCAUAUAGUCAACCUAGGACAGUGGGUAAAGCUGAGAGCAGAGGUGAAUGUAAAAAAGAGGAGAAUGGGAACUUCCUAUUUGACUUAUCGUUAGCCUAUAUAGCUCAACAUGGUUUCUUGUUCUAGUUGUUUAGAAAUCUAGCAUGUUGUCAGUUUUGAUUGAAUUGUCUGUCUUAAAAACCAAGUAGUUUUUCCUUGACUGCACUAGUACCCUUUUUUUAAAAAACCCCAACCUACCAAAUACAUGGAAACCUGACAAACCUGUCCCAUCAAAUUCUGUGCUAAUUUUUUUGAGGCAAUCUGCUGUAUGCUGUCUAGUCAUUAGAUCAACAGUAUAGUAGUUUUGAUUUUUAUUAGCAAGGCACUUAUCAAUUAGUGCACAAUUUUGUGCAUUUAUCCCCUUUCACACAUUCUUACCUGAUAAUCAUCUGUGUGGUAAAGGAAUAACCUGGGAUAUUCUUGUUCUAUGAUCUGCACUCCUUCUUAGUAAUCUGAAAUUCCAUAGCUUUGUAUUUUCUGACUAUAUGAUACUUUGAUGUAUGUGAAAGGAGGAGAAGACAUUUGUGACUCCCUAUGGGGCUGGACUGUAGCACAGUAGUACUUCAGAAAAGGCAGAAUACUUCAAGUUAAUGUGGUUAAGGGUGCAGCCUGCUGACUCAAAUUCACAAAGUAGCAGAAAGAAGAUGUGCCUGUGUCUUUUAAUGUGUUUAUAAUAUACUACAAAGAAAGGGUAGUCAGGAGAUAGUAAAUGGUUGAAGAGGAGUAGAAAAUAUGAGUCUGCAGACUAUAAGGUAUGAAGUUUUAUAAGAAAUUCUGGGCUUGAUUUGUUUUGGGUGUUUUGUUUUUUUUCUUCACACAUAGUUGUAGUGACUGUGUAGACAGACCUGCACACAUUUUGUGAAGUUGAUCAGUUUUAUGUUCCUUAGGAGCUCUGUUUAUCAGGUGUUUCAAGGCAUUGCUAGUAUUUUUAGCAUCCUGUCACAAUAGGACAUGAAGUGACGACAUGGACACUGCUGCUCUCCAGGUGAACAAAAAACAGGGACCUUUAUUUUCUGACUCAAACAUUUAUAGUUUUCCAACAGUGACAGUGGUUUGCAGGGUGACAGUGCCGCCUCUCCAAUGACACUGGACAGACCAACAGUCCAUCAAUUCUCUCCUCCUCCAUAAAAGAAUGCAAAACAUCAGUUAUUUACAGAAUUGUGUGUGAGAAAGUUUGUUACAAGAAUACAAAGAUCAGAAGGCUUAGCAAAGUCUUAAAAAAUCAAGGCGACAGCAUCCCAUAGUAUUAUUUACCUUUAAGCAGUUUCUUAUUUAGAAACUAAUGUGAGAACUAACUCCUGCAAAUUGUUUUAAAAUUGAAGACCCUCAAAUACAAGGAAUAGCAAUAAAAAACCUGAUCAUCUACAAAGAAGCCAUCAUAUAACUAAUGAAGCAUGGAUGCUGUGAAUUUCUGUAAAAUGUUAUUUAUUGGAAAACCAGGGAAUAGUCAACACAGCUCUGUGUGUGUGUAUAUAUAUGUGCAAUGGAGGAAGAUAGUUAAUCUCACUGAGAAGUCCAGUGUAUUUUCAGUCAGCUCUUCAACCUUAACAGCCACAGUUGACCAUGCUUGCAGCAUAGAUGUUAUGAUCAGAGAAAAGUAGAUUUUAGAUGUUAUUCAAAUAUUUGAUCCCAGGAACUAGUCUGUUCCUAUCACUGGCAUCCAUUUAACAGAAUUGGAACACUUUUUAUGAGUUUAAGGCUGGUACAAUAUGUGUAAUACAUUCAUGCAUAAACUAGAAAACAGUGACAUAUUUAAUUUGAAAGAGAAUGAACAAAUUAUGCUGCCAGUCUAAAAAGAAACCUUUAUAAUUUAAAAAUAUUUGUUUUUAAAAAGAGCUUACAAAAUUACUAGAACUAUAUUUUAAAGUGUUUAUCGGCUACAUCUUAAGUAGAAUAAAUGCCAACAAUUUCUACAUAAAAUCAGUGUUUAAAAACUAACUGACUUGCUUAAGGUCUGCUAAUACAUACAGAUAUCUUUUGGUGUGUAAAAGGUUUUUUAAUAGUAGAUAGGUCUUUGGAAUAGGUUAAUACUACUUGUUGCUAAUCUCUACUGGUCUGUUUAGUGGAUAUAUUUUUAAGUGAAUUUAUUUGAUAGAAAUAAAACUUUUAAAGUACUUAUUAGAUAGGGACUUGGGAUGUUUCAGUGACCUGAUCCUUCCCAUAUCACUAAGCAGGGUGUUUAUUGCUGACAAAAAUCCUUCAGCUUAAUUCUCUUCAGAGAGUUCUGUGACUGUCAUGUAGUUCGUAUCACGUGCAUGCCUCAUGCUGCCUGAAGCCUUAAUGACUUGUUUCAGGAUUAAUCCAAUGCUAGUAAGAAACAGGAUUUGAGGUCUUACACUAAGCUGGGAGGAAGGAACUGUCAGUUUCCUGUUUCAAUUCUUGAUACCUGAAGAAUCAUCAGAGGAGACUGACUUAAUUUUCCUUAAUCAUGAGUGAGCAAGAUUAUGAAGAAAACGGGCCAAAUCCAAGGGAUGGGAUUGCCAGGGAAAGUAGUCCAUUUAUUAACUGUGCAGAAUUGGGCAGAGGAAACAUGUAUGAAGGAAAGAAUAUGGCUCUCUUUGAGGAAGAAAUGGAUAGUAACCCCAUGGUGUCAUCUCUUCUGAAUAAACUAGCAAAUUACACUAAUCUGACUCAAGGAGUGGUGGAACAUGAAGCAGAUGAAGACAGCAAACGAAAGGAAGUCAAGGGUCCACGAAUGGGCACUUUUAUUGGCGUAUAUCUUCCCUGUUUGCAAAACAUCUUGGGAGUUAUCCUUUUCCUGCGUUUAACAUGGAUUGUAGGAACAGCUGGAGUUCUUGAGUCUUUCAUCAUUGUGUUCAUGUGUUGUGCUUGUACUAUGCUAACUGCAAUUUCAAUGAGUGCUAUAGCAACAAAUGGCGUAGUUCCAGCUGGAGGCUCUUACUACAUGAUUUCAAGAUCUUUAGGGCCAGAGUUUGGUGGAGCAGUGGGACUUUGUUUCUACUUAGGCACAACCUUUGCAGGAGCAAUGUACAUUCUUGGUACCAUUGAAAUUUUAUUGACCUAUAUUUCUCCAAGUGCUGCUAUAUUUAAAGUGGCAGAUGUUGGUGAAGAAACAGAGGCUAUGCUGAACAAUAUGAGAGUCUAUGGAACAUGUAUUGUCAUUCUGAUGGCCAUAGUAGUUUUUGUGGGAGUAAAGUAUGUCAACAAACUUGCACUGGUCUUCCUUGCCUGUGUGAUUCUUUCCAUCAUUGCCAUAUAUGCUGGAGUUAUUAAGACUGCUUUUGACCCACCUCACUUUCCUAUCUGUCUCCUUGGAAACCGUACAUUGUCAAAACGCAGCUUUGAUGUCUGUGCCAAAUUUACUGAAAGCAAUAAUGAAACAAAGACUACACCUUUGUGGCACCUGUUCUGUGAUAGUUCUUUGCUUAAUGCUACAUGUGAUGACUACUUUAGUCUCAAUAAUGUAACAGAAAUUCAAGGAAUUCCAGGAAUAAUGAGUGGAGUUCUAACUGAUAAUCUCUGGAGUGCCUAUUCAGAAAAAGGAUCAAUCGUUGAGAAAAAAGAUCAGCCAUCAGUUGCUGGAUCAGAAGAAUCAAAAAUGGGUGGACUUCCUUAUGUUUUUACAGACAUCACGACCUACUUCACAAUGCUUGUAGGGAUUUAUUUCCCAUCUGUGACAGGUAUUAUGGCAGGUUCAAAUAGAUCUGGAGAUCUAAAGGAUGCUCAGAAAUCUAUUCCUACUGGAACAAUUUUGGCUAUUUCAACUACAUCUUUUAUUUAUCUCUCCUGUAUAGUGUUAUUUGGUGCCUGUAUAGAAGGUGUAAUAUUAAGAGAUAAGUUUGGAGAAGCAGUUAAUGGAAAUCUGGUGGUUGGUACACUGGCUUGGCCUUCUCCAUGGGUUAUUGUGAUUGGUUCAUUCUUUUCAACAUGUGGUGCUGGUCUCCAGAGUCUCACUGGUGCACCCCGGCUAUUGCAGGCCAUUGCAAGAGAUGGCAUUGUACCGUUUAUUCAAAUAUUUGGUCAUGGAAAAGCAAACGGAGAACCAACUUGGGCUCUGCUCCUCACUGUUGGUAUUUGUGAAAUAGGAAUUUUGAUAGCCUCAUUGGACAGUGUAGCACCGAUUCUUUCAAUGUUUUUCCUUAUGUGCUAUAUGUUUGUGAAUCUGGCUUGUGCAGUUCAGACACUUUUGCGAACUCCCAACUGGAGACCUCGUUUCAAGUAUUACCACUGGACUCUUUCAUUCCUGGGGAUGAGUUUAUGUCUUGCCUUGAUGUUCAUUUGCUCUUGGUACUAUGCUUUGAUUGCCAUGCUAAUCGCAGGAUGUAUAUACAAAUACAUAGAAUAUAGAGGAGCGGAAAAAGAAUGGGGUGAUGGAAUCAGAGGACUGUCUCUGAAUGCAGCUCGCUAUGCUUUGCUUCGUGUUGAAGACGGUCCUCCUCACACCAAGAACUGGAGGCCUCAACUUUUGGUCUUGUUAAACUUGGAUAAUGAGCAAUUAGUCAAACACCCUAGAUUGCUUUCUUUUACCUCUCAGUUGAAGGCUGGUAAAGGACUGACUAUUGUGGGUUCUGUGCUUCAGGGAAUCUACUUAGAUAAAUGUACAGAAACGCAGAAAGCUGAAGAGAAUGUUAAGGCCUUAAUGGGUGUAGAAAAGACUAAAGGAUUUUGCCAGAUUGUGGUAUCUCCUAACUUCAGAGAUGGAAUAUCAUAUUUGAUUCAGUCAGCUGGUCUAGGAGGGAUGAAGCACAACACAGUCCUGAUGGCAUGGCCACAGUCAUGGAAGCAGACAGAAAAUCGUUUCUCAUGGAAAAAUUUUGUUGAUACUGUACGAGAAACAACUUCAGCUCAACAAGCACUUUUGGUGGCUAAAAACAUUGACUUAUUUCCAACAAAUCAAGAACGUUUUACUGAAGGAAAUAUAGAUGUGUGGUGGAUUGUUCAUGAUGGUGGUAUGCUGAUGUUGCUGCCUUUUCUCCUUCGACAGCACAAGGUUUGGAGAAAAUGUAAAAUGCGUAUCUUCACCGUUGCUCAAAUGGAUGAUAAUAGCAUUCAAAUGAAGAAGGACCUUCAGAUGUUCUUGUACCACCUUAGACUAAAUGCUCAAGUGGAAGUUGUUGAAAUGUUUGAAAAUGACAUUUCUGCGUUCACAUACGAGAAGACACUUAUGAUGGAACAGCGAUCUCAGAUGCUAAAACAGAUGCAGCUGUCAAAGAAUGAAAGAGAAAGGGAGAUUCAGAGCAUCACAGAUGAGUCUCAAGACUCAAUUAGAAGAAAAAGCUACUCCAGUCCAUUGUCCAUUGUCCAAGAUGCUCAGGCACUGCUGACUAAUGAUUAUCAAGAGGAAGAGGCUCAGCUGAUCCAUGAUAAAAACACUGCCUCACGCUCUGCUCCAGCAGUUGAAGCAAGUGUGGCUGCUGCUGUGCCAGAGAAAGUGCAAAUGACAUGGACUAAAGAAAAGUUUGUAGCGGAAAAGCAUAAAAACAAGGAUUCCAAUGUGUCUGGCUUUAAAGAUAUUUUCAACAUGAAGCCAGAAUGGGAAAAUCUGAAUCAGUCAAAUGUGAGAAGAAUGCACACUGCUGUGAAGCUCAAUGGAGUAGUGCUUAAUAAAUCACAGCAUGCUCAGCUAGUUCUCCUGAAUAUGCCUGGACCUCCUAAAAACAGAAAAGGGGAUGAAAACUACAUGGAAUUUCUGGAAGUUCUGACAGAAGGUCUAGAUAGAGUUCUCCUAGUCCGAGGCAGUGGACGUGAAGUGAUCACCAUUUAUUCUUAAUCUGUUUGCAUGUGUUUUUCAAACACAACACACCCCCACCAUAAGAAAACAAAAGUUUUUUUGCCAUAAUUUGAGCAGCUUCAUUGUCUUCUAGUGCAUUGAAAAUUAGCUUCAAGCUGAAUCUUCUGAUGAUAUGUUCUUUUUUUUCCUAGUAAGAUGUUCUAUUUAAAUAAUAUUUUAAGCAGAUUUAUGUAGAAAAUUAAUAAAUGGUGGAUGGCUUAGGAUAUUUAUAUGUAGCAUAUUCUGAUACUUCUUAAGCUGUGGUAAAACAAAAAAAUUGGUAAUGCAAUCAUAUUUUUAAAGAUAUAGAAAUGUCACUAACUUUUGAUUAUUUUAAUAUUUGCUUUGCGUCUAAAUAAAAGGGAAGGGUUUUAGAAAAAGUUGUCUUUUUUUCUUACCAAAAUGCUGCUAUGUUUCUUCUUUUGGAAUUAGUCGUGGUUCAGGAACCUUCCUUCAGAGAUGUUAACAGCCAGUCAAAUUUGUUUAUGAAGUGCAUUAAGUGUUUCCCAGAAGUUCGUUAUUUGCCAUACCUGUAAAAAAUAACAUUUCCGUAUAUAAAAUACUUAAGUAGGCAAAACCUCCAGAUGAUAGUAAACAGACAAGCUGUGUGAGCUCUUUUCUAUGAGGCUCUGGCAGUUACUGUUAUUUUGCAUGAUUAUAGCAAUAAUGAAACAUGACAGCAUCCAACUUAUAGGAAGGCUACAGUGUAGGAACUCCAACUGGUUCCAAAUAUAAUUCAACAGUUGAUAAAACACAACAAGGUGGUUAAUGAAAUGCAGUCUCUUGUUUUCAAAUAUUUAUAUUUUGAAAAUGUUGUAUGGAUAUGCUGCUGUUUGAAAUAAAAUCUGCUUUUCUGAACUGAA